Messenger RNA from Scatophagus argus, 6869 nucleotides. RefSeq names its product cyclin-dependent kinase 19 (gene cdk19). Gene Ontology annotation, cellular component: mediator complex; nucleus; cytosol. Gene Ontology annotation, biological process: protein phosphorylation. NCBI's taxonomy places the organism in Eukaryota, Metazoa, Chordata, Actinopteri, Scatophagidae. Gene Ontology annotation, molecular function: cyclin-dependent protein serine/threonine kinase activity; RNA polymerase II CTD heptapeptide repeat kinase activity; ATP binding. The transcript has 13 exons. Bases 160 to 1641 code for a protein of 493 amino acids. The record is from RefSeq and is a predicted model, not a curated record.
CAAUUAGAAACGUCAACGAGCCAGUGAACAUUAAGCGGAGCAGACCAAAAUCCCAAACAAGGAAAUGGUGGGGGAAUAAAACGACCAGAUUAUUUAAUUAAUGCAUGUAAUAAUUAAUAUUUUAUUUUAUUGUAAAUUAAGACGUAUUUAUGGGUUAAAAUGGAUUACGACUUCAAAACAAAGCUGGCGGCCGAGAGAGAGAGAGUAGAAGAUCUGUUCGAAUAUGAAGGUUGCAAAGUGGGUCGAGGCACCUACGGGCACGUUUAUAAAGCUAAGCGCAAAGACGGGAAAGAUGAGAAGGAGUAUGCACUGAAACAAAUAGAAGGCACUGGAAUAUCGAUGUCUGCCUGCAGGGAAAUCGCUCUUCUACGAGAACUGAAGCACCCGAAUGUGAUUGCCCUGCAGAAAGUGUUCCUGUCCCACAGUGACAGAAAAGUUUGGCUCCUCUUUGACUAUGCCGAACAUGACCUUUGGCACAUCAUCAAGUUCCACCGUGCAUCGAAGGCCAACAAGAAGCCCAUGCAGCUUCCCAGAGGGAUGGUGAAAUCUCUCCUGUAUCAGAUUCUGGAUGGGAUCCAUUACCUCCAUGCCAACUGGGUGCUCCACAGGGAUCUGAAACCCGCAAACAUCUUGGUGAUGGGGGAAGGUCCUGAGCGAGGAAGAGUUAAAAUAGCUGACAUGGGUUUUGCAAGACUCUUCAACUCUCCCCUCAAGCCGCUGGCGGAUCUCGACCCCGUCGUGGUGACGUUCUGGUACAGAGCCCCUGAGCUGCUGCUGGGGGCCCGGCACUACACCAAAGCUAUCGAUAUUUGGGCAAUUGGCUGCAUCUUUGCAGAGCUGCUAACGUCCGAGCCCAUCUUUCACUGUCGCCAGGAAGACAUCAAGACCAGUAACCCCUUUCAUCACGACCAGCUUGACAGGAUAUUCAGCGUCAUGGGUUUCCCUGCAGAUAAGGACUGGGAAGACAUUAGGAAGAUGCCAGAGUACCCAACGCUGCAGAAGGACUUCAGGAGGACUACGUAUGCAAACAGCAGCUUAAUCAAAUACAUGGAGAAGCAUAAAGUCAAACCAGACAGCAAAGUUUUUCUGUUGCUGCAGAAACUCCUCACUAUGGACCCCACCAAAAGAAUCACAUCAGAACAGGCACUGCAGGACCCGUACUUCCUGGAGGACCCAUUACCAACCACAGAUGUUUUUGCUGGGUGUCAGAUCCCCUACCCAAAACGAGAGUUCCUGAAUGAAGAUGAGCCAGAGGAGAAAACAGAAAAGAACCAGACCCAGCAGCACCAGCAGACGACAGGCCAAACUCAGGCCCAGAACCAGCAGCAGACAACAGCUCAGCAGGCCCCCUCCCAGCAGAGCUCAGCCCAGACCAACGGCACUGCCGGAGCCACGGGGGGCACUGCCGGCGGGGGUUUACAACACGGCCAGGACCAGGGCCCUCCCAACAAGAAACCUCGGAUCGGGCCCUCUGGGGCCUCCUCAGGCACCGGGGUGCUGCAGUCAGAGUACCAGCACUCCGGCCCCCGCCUUGGUUACCAAAGCAACGUCCAAGGUUCCACUCAACCCCAGAGCACCAUGGGAUACUCGUCGUCAUCCCAGCAGAGCUCACAGUACUCCCACCAGACCCACCGUUACUGAGGCUCCCCGUAACUCCUGAACCAGCAGAGGAAUGAGCUCCUCCUCCUUGAACCAGACGUCACCGUACAAUCUCGGCUCCAGCCAAGGCGUUGCUCCUGGUCAGACCUCUCUCCCUCUGUGCAAUACAUCAUUCCAAAUCAACCAUCUUCCUUUUCAACCCUCCCUCACCUUGGAACGUGACAAACAUAGGAACCAAAAAAAAAAAAAAGAAAAAAAAAAGGAAAAUCUAAGAAGAAGUUCUGCCUCUUUGGGCUAGUGAAUCAUUUUUAAGGCAACUGAAAAUAAUGUAAAAUCGAUGUGAAGGCGUCACAUACAAGCUCAGAACCAUGGCACUUACAAACACAAUGUUCCUCGAAAGGAAGAAACGCAGCUGUGUUCAUAUCUGUAUAUUAUAUAGCACCUUUUUCUAUUUGAUUUUUGUCUCUCGCUUAUUUGCUAAAGUUUUCAAGUUUACCUUGAUAGUUGAUGUCAUUGUAAAUAUUGUUUAUAUAUGGAAGCGAUCGGAUGAAAGGAAACACAAGAGGAAAAGCCCUUUACUGUCAUCUCUAAUGUAAUAUUACCUUGGAUAAUCAAAAGCAAAGAAGAGUUUGAGGUUAAAAAAAACAAAAAAAAGACAGUCACAUGUUUCUACACAGAAAAAAAUAAUCAGCUCUAUAGCUGAUUCAGUUGCAGGGAGAUAUCAAAUGCGCAAUUCAACUUAAUAUUCUUCUUAUAGGGUUUCUAUAUUCACACCUCUCUUUAUCUAGAUUUGGAUUUGGAAAGUAAGAGAAGUAGUUGUCUUUUUACAGCUCUAAGUUCUGUAUAUUGUGAUUCACUUCACUACCUGUAGAAAUGAGGAACAUUUGGCAGCAGAGCUUCGUUUUCUCUGAUGACGUUUUUGUGAUGUUGGACGCCUCUCGUUUGUGACCAACAGCUCUGGAGUGUUUUCUUCUUCUUCUUCUUUCCUGGAGCUGCCGGUGGACACUUUGCUCUGACACCCAUCUUAUCGCAGACCCUCAAGACUUUCAAGGUUUCUGAACACAAAUGUGCACAUAAACGUGCAGGGCAGCUAACGGUACGCCCCCUCCCCCUCCCAAAAAAAAGAAAAAACAGUGUGCUUCUUGAGACUGUUACUGCCUGAUGUCAGAUUGUGUUUUUUUGUUGUUUUUUUUUAAGGUUUUAAUGUUAUCACUGUUGCCCUGUGUGUGUGUGUGUGUGUGUGUGUGUGGUAUGUUUUAUGCACGUUUGUUAAUCCUUCUACUCACUAGAACUGCACUGAUCGCUGAACCGAUCUGCAUAGAGCUGGAACAAACGAGGGGUGAGUUUCGGUGUUUGAAUGCUCUUCCUCUUCCACUGCGACACUCUAGCCAAGUACUGAGCAGACGUUUGGUGGAGACACGUUCAAAGACAGUAGGUGCAUUCUUAAUACGUGCCAAGGAGGCAGGAGCAACAAUAAUCAAACAAAGUAAUGAUGUAAAUCCCCAGUGCCUCUCCAACAAUCAUUCAUUUCUAUUUGUCCUUUUCUGUCAGGUCAUAUGUGGGGUACACUAUAAUCAUCUGUGCAGACACCUGUAUGCUGAUUUAUUUUGGAACUAAUCUAUCCAUGUCAAAAUUGACCCUUUAAAGAUCAUCAGUGGUGGGAUGUAACUGAAUAUAUUUCCUAAAGUUCUACCCUUGAAGGAGCAGCAUGACAUUUUGUGAGAUAUGUUUAUUCACUUUUCUUGAGCAGGCUGAUUUGUGCUAAAUUUAAAGCUAAAGCUGAUUAUCUUAAAUUAGCAUAAAAACGUGCCUGUAGAUGUGUUAAGCUAAGCUAACCAGCUGCUGGCUGUAGCUUCAUGUUUACUGUAUAGACAUGACAGCCUUCUCAUCAGCAAAAGGGUAAACCAGGUAAAGUUAGUUAAGUCCAAAAUAAUUUUUGCAGUAUUUUCAUUCAGUGCUACUCAAUACUUAUGUUCCACUACAUUUCAGAUGGAAAUUUUAUUCCACCACUUUUAUUGAGAUUAAGUCACUUUAAGAAUUAUUUUUUGACAUGUUUUUCUUUAGACAAUGUGAUAAAACAAAAUCCUUAAAUGCAUUAAUAAUAUAUCAGCCUGUUUUCAGUGCAGAUGCGUUUGUCGCAAGUGUCUUCUAAAAAUAAGGUGUUAUAUUUCUGGUGUGUUGACUUAACUUACACUUUGUUUUAUCAAGAUACAGUCAGUUCCUUUUGUAAUAAAAACAAUUUUAGAUACUCUUACUGAACUAACAGGUUUCUUUAAUUGUUUAACUAAGCCUCUAUCAAGGUUUUCAAGACCUAGUUAUAGCCAUAAUUAUUUUGCACUCUAAGAGGUUGAACUUCCUGAGAGUAUAUAAAGUAGUUUAAUGUAGCUGCUCCUCACGCUGUUGUAACAGCAAAGAGCUACAUGCAUAUUAAUACAUCGAUAAUAAUGAUAUCCAACAACAUAACUAACUGUAACACUAUGAAAUGGGCUAAUGUACAGUACUAUGUCUCAUACUUAAAGUGGAUUUACUUCAAAAUAUCAAUUUUUCAUGCAAGACUUUUAUUCUAAAGAGCAUUUUUAUUUUUACUUAUUAUGACUAUUAUUCAGACUUCAUCCGUUACUGAAAAUACUACAAAAAAUGCCCCCACUUCAAACAAAUCUUCAAAUCACCCUUUUUGCUCCCACGCAGCUUGCUCCGUCCUCACUGGUCCUGUCCAGUCACAUGACCGGCCAUUGUGCAGGUUGUAUUAAAGAAUGCACCCGAUGACUUGACUGUAGCUGUAAGUGCGUUUGCUCCAGUACAGGCACAGACACAGCAGGACUGGGGAGGAGAGAGAGAGAGAGAGAGAGAGAGAGAGUCGUAUUUGGUAGAUGUGUGACCUGCAGUGGGAUUAGGAAACACUGACACCUUGUGGCUGAAAAGAGAACUGAACCUCUGUCCAUUGUGGAUAUAGCGCAUGUUGUUGCAAGAGUUGAAGCGUUUUGCACCAGAACAUGCAAGACAUGGAUGUUUUAGUGUAAAACUGAUAUUAUUAUUGUGCCCAUAAUUCUUGUCAUGUUUCACCAAUGCUUUACACUCAGUAAGACAGUACUGAUUAUACUAUAUGCAUCUCACUGCUCAGAAGUAUCUCUUUAAGGCUUUUGGUCCCUGCGUUGAGACUAAGAUGUAUCUCAGUUCUAAUAAGAGAGUCUUUCUGCAAAAAUCUCUUGAGUGACUCCUGAGUGUACCCUGCUGAUCCACACUGGCUCUCACUCUACAACAGCCAGGUGGAUCAGAGCUUAUGUUACAGGUUUGGGGUCACUUCCACCCAAACUGUCGGUUGUGCAAAAUGUUUUUAUGUCAUUCCUGUUUUUUUAAAAGAAAGAACAAAACUUGCAAUUGGAGGUAUUUUUAGCAAGCGUAGAUUAACUUUCUAAAUUAUAUUGAUGAGAAUAUAAUCUAGAAAGAGUUUCAUUCCAAAAUUCUAUUGCAUUUUGGUUUUUUGGGGAAAAAAGGUUUAAGUGCAGAAAAUGAAAAAAAAAAGUUUUACAAACAGAUUGGAUAUUUUCCACAGAUUUAAAGAUGCAUUCAUUGAUUUUUGGCUACUUGAGUUCUGCAGGAAAAAAUUUAUACAUAAAAAUACAACAUUGACACCUUAUAGAAAGCUGAGGUCAUAAAGUUGUUAAAGUCAGUAUCUGGCCUUUGCUGUUCAUAUUUUAGACAAACGAGCAUCCUUAGCCAAAAAAAAGAUCAAUGAAAAUGUAAGUACCAGUAUGGCAGAAGCACUGGAUUUCUUUUAUCAAAAAUAUCCACCAGUGCUCAGUUGUAACAUCAUAUUUACAAAUUAUCUCGACUAUCUAUAAGCUAAGGCUUUUUCUCACAAGCUAGUUUGUUAAAAUCUGCAACAACAACAGAAAUAUUACACAAACAAUAUAGCAAGAUAAACUAUUAGACGUAAUGGAGUGAACCAUACAUAUUUAUGAGGUUAUGUCUUUAAACUGGAUUUUAGCCAGUCGUAUUAUUUGCAAAAAUUUGUUUUCUCACAGAACAGAACCCAAAAGUUUUGGUUUCAUUUCAACUCUCUAUAAAGUUGAUAUGGCUAAUGUAUGAGCAAAUGUUGGAACAACAUUAGAAUUAAUUGGGAGUCGGUCCAAUAUUCAUCUCCUUUAAGUUCUGUUUUGUUUUCCAGCUUCUGAGUUUAAUUCGUGGUGUUCGAGCUGCACGAUAUUCCAUUAUGUACAACGUCUAGCUGUUAACUUUGUCUGCUGGGCUUGAAAACCAAAUCAAAUGCACCAAAAGAAGCUAAAAUGCACAGCAGGCGUGGGGGGAACUGCAGUGUUGGGUGAUAAUUCUCUGUGGCUUAAUCACUGGAAGUGACCCCUUUUACAUUACACGUAGUUUGAUUAAUUGUUUAUUAAAGAUAUUGAUUAGUGCAGCUAUAAAGACAGACAGUUCAGGUGAUGAAUUUCCACCCAAAAUGAACAUGUAAAGCAUUGUGGAAACGAUGGCGUGUCCUCAUAGUGUCUGUUUUGGUCCAUCUCUUAUGUUGUGACAGUCCGGCAGGCAGAUCCAGGGAGACACAGUCUGUUCAGUUUUGUGUGAUGGGGAUCAAAACCAGCAGCUAUUCAAAGGUUUUCUCCCCCUUUUAGUGUGUUUAUCUGAAGUCAAACUGAGUAGCAGAGAGGUAACGUUCAAACACUUUGUUGUAAAUUUCUCCCUCUCCACACAAGCGAGGUGUCCCAAGUAUUAUUGAGCGCAAAGCUCCAGUGGGAAAUAAAUUACUGUCAAACAACUCCUAUGCAAAAAAACAAAACAAAACAAAAAAAAACAAAAAGAAAGAAAGAAAGAAAAAAAAAUCCUAGACUAAACUUACUUAGGUUGCUUAGGUUUUGCAGUUGACAGCUUUUAUUAUAUUUUGAUGGGUAAUGUGUAUUCAUUCCUUGUGUAAUACUGAGUAGUCUAAGACAGCACUCAUUUGUCCUUUUUCCACAGCAUUUUGAAAUGACCUAUUGUAAAGAAAUGCAUAUAUAUGGAUAGUAUACAAUCAUAUUUAUUAUUUCCAUACAUCUAUGAAUAAUACCCAUUCUCUGAACUUUCCUCUGCCUUAACUAUAGUAGCUAUAGAAAGGGACCUCUGUCAGACAAAGCAGGCAUCACUAGUAUUUGUUAUUUUAGAGUCAUUUCUUCUCUAUAUGCUCACAUGAAAUCAUGUCUAGUUACUGAAUGUGUUAAAGCCACCUCAGUGUACAAUAAAAUGAAGGUGAUGCCGUUGGUCGGGAUCACUCGCCGGCU